ACGCUAACUGUCACCUCAAGCUAAUGGCUGCAGUUAGCUUAACCUUGAAGUGGUAUUUAAUUUACAGUUCUAUAUUUUUGGCUGUAAUCAGUUAUUUCAGUGCACCUUAUUAAAAUAAGUGAACAAGCUAAUUUAAACACUGUUCAUCGAAGGUGUUUUACAGGCUGCAUCACAGUAUUCCUCCAGAUGUUAUGAGAAACCAUGAUGACGUCAUGAGCCCAUGCAGACAGUCUCCUCUUGCAGCCUCUGAGCGGAUGAAGCCCGUGAUUUUAACCAACAACAAAAGGACUCCAUGUCUUUCUUGGGGCAGCAUAUCACAAUUACUGCAUCGCCCUCAAGCUCCAUGUCCUCUCCACUCCUCUGUUGUCCUUUGGGGUGUCUCUCACCUGUGCUCCUCCCCCUUCACCAGGACUGUUCCUGCAUAUUCCACACUCAGGUCCAGCCCAUGGACAUAGAGGAGCGUUAUGAGGACAUCAGCCACCAGUUCCUGAGCUCUGACUGUUCUGAAUACACUCUGCAAGGUCCAGCAGGUGGCGAUGACAUCACAGGGCUGUCACCUGAGCCAACCCACUACCAGCUACUGGCCGAGCUGGGGAGGGGCUUCAACAACCUGAGCCAGGUGAACAUGGCACGCCAUACCCCCACCGGCCAACUGGUGGCAGUCAAACACACCAACCUGGACGAGUGUACAGAGGAAGAAUUGCUACAGCUCAUGAAUGAGGUCCUGCUGUCCAGGCUGUUCCGUCACAAAAACUUCCUGACAUCGCGACUGGUUUUCAGCUCCUGCUCCCAGCUCUGGGUCCUGACGCCUCUCAUGUCUUAUGGCUCUGCAGACACCUUACUGAGGACAUAUUUUCCAGAUGGAAUGAGUGAAUCCUUGAUAGCGUACCUGCUGUAUGGCGUGCUCAAGGCAUUGGAAUACCUUCACCGGAUGGCCUACAUUCACCGGGGUGUGAAGGCUAGCCAUAUCCUGCUGUCAGGAGAGGGCCACGUCUACCUCUCAGGGCUCCACAGUGUUUACAGUAUGAUGCGUGAGGGAAAGAGGAUGAGAGCCGUGUUUGACAUGCCCCACCACAGCCCUUCCCUGCUGCCCUGGCUCAGCCCUGAACUACUGCGGCAGGACCUGCAUGGGUAUGGAGUGAAAUCAGAUAUCUACAGUUUGGGUAUUGUGGCCUGCGAGCUGGUCAGUGGCAGGGUGCCCUUCCAAGAUAUGCCACCUACUCAGAUGUUGCUGCAGAAGCUGCGUGGCUCACACUGCUGCCUGCUCGAUGUGGCUCCCUUCCCGCUGGGUGAGCUGGGAGGCCUGAAGGUGUCACGGUCUGGAGUUGAUUCUGGCAUUGGGGAGAGCGUGAUCACUGGAAUCCUGACGCACAGUGCCACUGCCCCUCCAGCUGACCGACCUCAAAGCCCCGGACCUAAGAACCACUCCGUCACCCUGCACAAUUUGGUCCAGCUGUGUCUGCAGCAGCAGCCCGAGCGCAGACCAUCAGCUUCGACACUGCUGACCCAUGCCUUCUUCAAGCAGGUUGGUGUUCAACACAGUGAAGAGACACACCAGAGAGUCCUUCCUUGGCCUCAUGUACCCAGCAGUGCCCCUCACGAGCUCCGACGACCCUCCAGUAUCCUGUCCCCCUGCCCCGCCCUGUCACACACCACCAUCACGUGGCAUCGACACAGCCGAGGCGGUGUGGGACUUCUCCUAACCCCACGUCACUCGAGCUAGCAAGCCAAACACAGGACGACCAAAAGAGAAGCAAUGAGGCCAAAUUCUACUGUGGAUUUUUUUAAGAACAUAAACCCGACUGAGCCUUUUUUUUAAACUAGUUUUAUAGUUUUUUUUUUUCUUUUGAUAUAUAUGUUUGUACUUUGUGUUGUUGGGGGAGUAUGGCGACUGUGAAUUUGCUGGAUAAAAGAAUCUGCUGUGAUCUUUUAAUGAGCUGUAAUAAUAACGUGUUGUUAAUGACAACAAUCAAAUGCUUCCUCUGAGAUGAAGGCAACUAUGGUUUAAAGGAAAAAUCCACCCUCAAAUAUUUUGUUAAUAGCAUUUCACUGUGCUUAUUGUGUCUGCAAGUUUUUCAAAAUAAAUCUUGUUUUUUAAUUGAUUGGAGUUAGCUCUUCAAAAUAAGUCUAUCGACUCAGCAGUCUCAUGUGACAAAACCCAUUAUUGAGGUCACAGAGAUAUGAAUGCUGUUAACAGACACCAGUGCACUGCAAACAUACAAGUUGCAUAUCUAGGAAGUGCUGCAACUUUCUCUCAGUUGGGCAAAUUCUUAUUUGUCAACUUCAUCUAGCCAUUGUUGUGAAGCUGCUUAAAAAUCAUUGUGGGAAAUUGAGGAUGUCUCUAAUUAAAUAAAUUACAAAAUAGGGGAAAAUGGUGUAGUAGGGGUUUUAAAAAAUACAUUAGGGUAUGCGAGGGUGGAUUUUUCUUCUUUCUCUGUUUUAAAGCCUUAUGAUGACUGUGAAGAAUAUAGAGGCAGAUGAAAUGUCAGCGAUUGCUCGCAAUAAAUAAUCGAGUUUGGCAAAAUUUUGAGAUGUAUAGUGGACAGUGCUGUGCAAAAACAAAAAUUGAAAGCAGUUUAAAAUUUUGAUAAUUCACUUUUUUCUUCUUUAUAAUCAGUAAGUCAACAGCCAAUUAAAUUUGAAAUGUACACACAUUUGUAUUCCAAUAGAAAUAAGUUAAUGCAAGAAACAGAGCCAUUAUCUAUUGAUAUCAUUUUAUUAAAAAUAAAAUCUGUCAUGGUAGGUGCCCAGUACACGACAACACAAAGGCAAAUGCCAGUAAUCAGUUGAUAAAAAUAACAUUACUGUGAAAACCUAAUUUACCACAAAUAAAGUUUCACUGUAACUUGCAGAUUACAUAAAAAAAUAAUGCAUUUUAAAAUGUGAAAAGUGGUCAUACAUUGCACUUAUUUGCAUCGAUUUAUUUAUAAUAGAAAUAAUCAAGUCUAUAUUAUAUUUUUGCAUUGAUAAUAAUUGCAUAUUAUGUUAAUUAUUGAAUGCUAUUUACCAAAUAUUACAUAUUUAGCAGCUUUUCAGUAUUUUUAAAAGCCAACUAAGACUUUUGCACAGUGCUGUAUUAUAAAACGUGAGGCCAGAAAUGUGGUAAAUAUGUUUUUGGAUUGCUGAAUAGCAGUUAGAACUGACUUUUUAAUUUGUACUGUUUUGCAUUAACAGGUUUUAUUGCCCUGAUGUCAUUAUAAUGAUGUAGCUGCAAUUUCCUGCCAUUUUUGUUGAUUGUAUUUUAAAGUGUGAGUAGACUAACUGUGGGGAUUUUUAGAAAAUAAGUCCUGUAUCGGCUUUGAGCUGGGCUGGUGCUUAUCCGUGGAUAUCAUAGCAGGAAGCCGAUGAGUGUCUCCAGCGCCACCUGGAAGGGACACCAGUUUGUCGCAGGUUACUCCCCCAGCCAGGAUCGGUACAUGACAUCACAUAUGUGUAAGGACAAAUGGGACAAUGUGCAACCUGGACUCUGGAAAAGAGCACUUGAGCAAUAUAUGAUAUUUAGUAUUCCACGAGUUCAAAACCAUCAGUAAAAAAAAACAGUAUUUUUCCUGCCCUCAUCAUGCCGAAAGAAAAGUUCUGCUGUGUUGUGUGAUCACUUGUCCAGCAAUGCCUUUGUGUUUUCAUGAAAUAUACUGUAUUUGCAAUAGUGAUUUCUUUGUAACUGUGAUCAUCUGGACUGUGUAGAAUGACUGAUUUACAGUACGCAGACAUGGUAACUAUGAGCCUUAUGUAUACAUGUAAUAUAAAUUAUAGCUCCAAAUGUGA
Messenger RNA from Thalassophryne amazonica, 3765 nucleotides. RefSeq names its product STE20 related adaptor beta (gene stradb). The transcript has 12 exons. Bases 293 to 1723 code for a protein of 476 amino acids. NCBI's taxonomy places the organism in Eukaryota, Metazoa, Chordata, Actinopteri, Batrachoidiformes, Batrachoididae. The record is from RefSeq and is a predicted model, not a curated record. Gene Ontology annotation, molecular function: protein kinase activity; protein serine/threonine kinase activator activity; ATP binding. Gene Ontology annotation, biological process: protein phosphorylation.